Molecule: messenger RNA, 1649 nt
Organism: Arachis stenosperma
Lineage: Eukaryota; Viridiplantae; Streptophyta; Magnoliopsida; Fabales; Fabaceae
Product: serine carboxypeptidase-like 13
Exons: 13
Coding region: 17-1465 (482 amino acids)
Biological process (GO): proteolysis; secondary metabolic process
Molecular function (GO): acyltransferase activity, transferring groups other than amino-acyl groups; serine-type carboxypeptidase activity
Source: RefSeq, a predicted model, not a curated record
UCAAAGGCCAUAGCAAAUGCUAGCAGAGAAAGUAAUGAAGCCUUUGAAAAUGGCAAGUUUAUCUAAUUUCAUUUGCCAUGGAUUGCUACUUCCCAUUCUUUUACUAUUACUAAAGUUUUCAGCUCAACAUGCCAAGUGUGGUAACAUAGUGAAGUACCUCCCUGGGUUUGAGGGACCUCUUCCUUUUGUGCUUGAAACUGGGUACAUAGGUGUGGGUGAAAAUGAAGAUGUGCAGGCUUUCUACUAUUUCAUUGAGUCAGAGAACAAUCCUAAGGUGGAUCCUCUCAUGCUGUGGCUCACCGGUGGUCCUGGCUGCUCUGCUUUCUCUGGCCUUGUCUUUGAAAUUGGUCCAAUUACAUUUAAAAUUGAGGAAUACAAUGGAAGCCUGCCUAAUUUGGUCUUGAGGCCACACUCAUGGACAAAAGUAAGUAGCAUUAUAUUUGUAGACUUGCCUGUAAAUACAGGCUUCUCAUAUGCCACAACAGAAUCUGCUUCUCACCGGACCGAUUGGUCAUUAGUUCACCAAACCCAUCAAUUUCUUAGAAAGUGGCUAAUUGAGCAUCCAGAAUUUUUCUCCAAUGAAGUUUACAUUGGUGGUGAUUCAUACUCUGGCAUUCCUAUUCCUGUAAUAACUCAUGAAAUUUCUCAAGCAAAUGAAGAAGGAAUACAACCAUGGAUUAAUCUUCAGGGAUACCUGCUGGGGAAUGCUGCAACAACCCGAACUGAGAAAAACCAGGAAAUCCCAUUUGCUCAUGGAAUGGGACUUAUUUCUGAUGAACUCUACAAGUCAUUGCAAAAAAAUUGCAGAGGAGAAUAUGCAAACAUAGACAUUGCAAAUGUGUUAUGUUCACAAGAUCUGAAGUCCUAUGAGGAUACCAUAUCAGGACUUUGUAAAGCCCAUAUUUUGGAGCCAAACUGUGAGUUAGGUUCACCAAAGCCAGUGGAUCUUCCUUGGAAGAGAUCUCUGAUUGAUAACUAUUAUUCAUGGUCUAACAAUAAUCGACUCGCAUUGCCACCUUUAACCUGUCGGAGUUAUGGGUACUUCCUCAGUAGUUAUUGGGCUAAUGAUGGCGAAGUUCGCAGUGCCCUGAACAUACAUAAGGGAACGAAAGCGAAAUGGCAACGAUGUACCUUCGAUAUACCUCACAAGGAGGAUAUCCCUAGCAGCUUUCCAUAUCAUGUGAAGCUCAGUAAGAAAGGUUACCGUUCACUGAUAUACAGUGGCGAUCAUGACAUGAUGAUUCCUUUCUUGGCAACUGAAGCAUGGAUAAGAUCUUUAAACUACUCCAUCAUAGAUGAUUGGAGGCCAUGGCACACAAAUGGCCAAGUUGCAGGAUAUACAAGGACUUACUCCAAUGCAAUGACAUUUGCAACUGUCAAGGGUGGUGGCCACACAGCUCCAGAGUAUAAGCCUGAAGAAUGCUUGAACAUGUACAGUAGAUGGAUGUCUAGGAUGGCUUUGUAGUAAUUAACCAAAUAAGACCAAUUACAAAGGUGGUUACUGGGUAGGAUAAAAUGGUGUCCAUUUUGUAUCACAGUUAUAAUGAAUCAUUUGUGUACCUUUCUCAAGCUUGCAAAUGGUAGUGCACAUUGUCUAUUUCUCAUUCUUUAAACUCAGAAGUGAUUUCUGUCUUCAAAUGUAUAUUAUU